Messenger RNA from Pectinophora gossypiella (pink bollworm), 1935 nucleotides. Its product is annotated as proton-coupled folate transporter-like. Gene Ontology annotation, cellular component: membrane. The record is from RefSeq and is a predicted model, not a curated record. The transcript is spliced from 7 exons. Gene Ontology annotation, biological process: transmembrane transport. The coding region runs from base 361 to 1866 and encodes 501 amino acids. NCBI's taxonomy places the organism in Eukaryota, Metazoa, Arthropoda, Insecta, Lepidoptera, Gelechiidae. Gene Ontology annotation, molecular function: transmembrane transporter activity.
ACAGUCCUGCGGGCCCCGGGCACACCGCGACGCGCUCCACGGCACACUACGCUCGGCCAAUUGCUAUAAUGACACCACUCGAACGCGUAUCCGUUCAAUCAACUCUUAAGACAACAGGAUCCUCCAGUCUGCUCCCUGACUUGUGAUAUUGUGGUACACUGUGAUCCAGAACGUGGGAAGCUGACUGACACCGAUAGGAAGUGCUCCAGGGACGCACCAUGGACUGACCGAUAGGAAGUUUAAACAUGUAUGAUAUAACAUAAGACAGUGAUGAAACCGACUGCAACGUCAAGAGAACAUUUUUGCACUGAUAAUGACGAGUGUUUAGUUGGCGUGAAGGAUAAAUAAGACUUUGACACCAUGAACGGCAUAAGCGCUUCCGUGGAAAAGCCAGGGAUUGAGAUGGAGACACCGGCGAAGGAAGAGAAGAAAGUGAAGAGGUCGAGUGUGCGGGAGAAACUCAUGCAAAUAAGAUCGAACAUUACUGUGGAACCGAUCAUUGCAUGUUACAUCAUGUCCAAUGUUUUCUCGGGACUUGCUGUACAAAAUUUGAACCUGGAGAAGGCGUGUCGUGUGAAUUUGGGAUACAGUGACGAGGUGUGUUCCGCGCUGAACAGGCGACAAACUGAGAACUUUACCGCCGAGGAGGCCGAGGUCCAGAAGUUGACAGCCUCGGUGCAAGCGUGGAAAAAUAUAGUCCAAACAGCGUUCCCUUGCAUACUGGUGUUGUUCGUGGGAUCAUGGAGCGACAAGACAGGAAAGCGGAAGGCGUGUAUACUUCUGCCAAUCGUCGGCGAAGUAUUAUGCUGUACAAGUUUCAUCCUGAACACGUAUUUCUUCUACGAAUUGCCUCUGGAGAUCACGGCUCUGUCGGACUUGUUUCCGUCAUUGACUGGUGGUUGGAUUACUGUGUGUGUUGGCGUGUUCAGCUACAUAGGUGAUGUGACCACUAAGGAAAUGAGAACAUUCAGAGUGGGGGUGGCCAACUUAUGUAUGUCUCUCGGAAUACCGAUAGGGAUGUCCCUAAGCGGGAUAUUACUGCAGCAAAUUGGAUAUUACGGAAUAUUCUUCAUAUCAAAUUGCCUGUACUUCACGAGUCUCAUUUACGGGUACAUCAGGCUAAAGGACCCGAUCAUUCCCCCGGAAAGACAGCGAGAGCUACCAAGUGGCUGCCGGGGAUGGGUGUGCUCGUUCUUCGACGCUCGUCACGUACGGGAGACGCUGACUGUGGCCUUCAGGUCUGGGCCCCGCCGGCGGAGACUGCGCGUCUCUCUGCUCAUCGUCGUCGUCUGCGUUAUAUUCGGACCUUUGCAUGGAGAGAUGAACGUGUUAUAUUUGUUCAUGCGGUAUCGGUUCAACUGGGACGAGGUUCAAUUCAGCAUGUUCUGCACUUACAGCAUCAUAACCAACUUAGUCGGUACACUGUUCUCCAUAAGCAUCUUCAGCGACUUCUUGAAGUUGGACGACACUGUCGUCGGCAUCAUCUCCUGCACCAGCAAGAUCCUCGCCUCAUUCAUCUACGCAUUCGCUACCACCACCACGGAGAUAUAUAUCGGACCGCUGGUUGAAAUAUUCAACGGAACCUCCUUCAUCGCGAUGCGGUCUAUAGCGUCCAAGCUGGUCACUAGUGAGGAACUGGGCAAGGUGAAUUCUCUGUUCGGUCUCGCGGAGGCGAUGAUGCCGCUGGUAUACGGACCUCUCUACUCCAGGGUGUACAUGGCCACACUCAGCGUGUUGCCUGGUGCCGUGUUCUUGCUGGGAGCCGCUAUGACUGUACCUGCUGUUGCUAUAUUUGGAUGGAUGUACUUCGAACAGCGAGAGGACAACAAAACAGACGAACUCGAAAACGUCAACAAAGAAGUCUAGUGUUAAUUCUAUAAGUGAAAGUGUUAGUGGACUUAUUACGAGUGUUUUAAAUAAAUAACAUUUCUGUUA